Sphenostylis stenocarpa is the source of this 942-nucleotide messenger RNA. The record is from the annotation of a GenBank genome assembly. NCBI's taxonomy places the organism in Eukaryota, Viridiplantae, Streptophyta, Magnoliopsida, Fabales, Fabaceae.
AUGGUCCCCGUGACAAUGAGAGACUUUUCAUUCUAUCAAAAAGCUUUAAUCAUACAAGGAAAUGGCAGGGAAAUGUGGCAGAUGGAUUAUCAUCACGGCAACCCAGUGUUCUUCAUUAUCAUCAACAACACCAAGUUACAGAAAGUGCCUGAGGAGUUUCUGAAGCAUUUGAAUGAAGAUUUGCCAAAUGCAGUUCUUAUUGGUCCUUCUGGUGAUAAUUGGCAAGUAACUAUUUUGAAGGAAGGAAAUAACUUGUUUAUGCAAAAUGGUUGGCCACAAUUUCUGACAGACAACUCAGUAGUGCUUGAUGAUUUCUUGCUUUUUACAUAUCAUGGAGGGAACUGCUUCCAUGUUCAAAUUUUUUGUAAGAGUGGAUUGGAGAGGCUAUGCCUCAAAGAAACAAGACAAGAACAAGUUGUCAUCCCAAGUUUGGUGAGGACUAAGAAGAGUGCACAGAGAGUACCAUUUGCAAGUUCAUUCCUCCACAGAUCCAGGUCUCGUCAAAAAGAUCUGUCUCUCCGCAACAAGUUUUCACUUACUAAGGGUUUUUCAAAGCUAAAGAGUUCAAUUAAAAUUGAAAACUCAGAAGCAUGCAACUUGGCAGACACUUUUACCUCUCGCAAUCCUCAUUGGAAGCACCUCAUGACUAAAUGCAAUGUGGAAGAUCACUGCACAUUGCCAAUUGCUACUGAAUUUGCUAGGAAACAUAUCCCUGAAGCAGUGAAACAGAUCAUUCUUUGGAACUCAGAAGGCAAAUUUUGGGAAGUGGUAGUGACUUGGUUUGGAUGUCAAAACAAGAGGUAUACUCGAUUUACAACAGGAUGGGGAAGAUUCGUUCGUGAUAACAGACUCAUGAGAGGUGAUACUUGCAUAUUUGAACUUGAAGAUGAAAACCAUUUGAGUGUUCACAUAUUCAGAACAGGAUCAUAUGCAAGAAAUUAG